Messenger RNA from Syzygium oleosum, 915 nucleotides. RefSeq lists its product as uncharacterized. NCBI's taxonomy places the organism in Eukaryota, Viridiplantae, Streptophyta, Magnoliopsida, Myrtales, Myrtaceae. The transcript is spliced from 4 exons. Bases 1 to 915 code for a protein of 304 amino acids. The record is from RefSeq and is a predicted model, not a curated record.
AUGGCUAGGAAGGGCAAUCAGCAGAAGAAUGGGGUUAGUCGUUCCUCACAGAAUGGCAAAAAGAAGGGUUCAGAAACACAUCAAGAAAGAAGACAAGCUACUGACGUGAAGAUUCCUCCUAAAGAGACAACUGUGAACAGUCAUCACUCGAGCAACGUGUCGGCUGAGAGCAUGAGUCAAGGAACUGGGAAACUAAUGAGUAUGGAUAAACAAGGGACAGAUGCUGCUCAGGGAUUAGAGCACCCAGUUCUGUCUGGGGAAUCUUCAGGGGAUUAUAUUCAAAAUGCAUCUCCUAUGGGCAUGUCCCACGAGAGAGAACAAGGUGGACUACAUUGUGAUAAUAAUUGUCAAAAUAGCCGAAAAGGUGGCCUGGGCUGCAAGCUGAAUGGGCAUAUAACAAAUCUAAUAGAAAAUGUCCACAUAUUUGACAAUUUAGUUGUUAGAAAUGUGAGAAGAUCAGUUUUGUGUGUCCUAAAGGCAGCUGGAGAGUGGCUAGAGUCACAAAGACCUUUUGUCAUUAAUUUAAAAGGUGACAUACUAAAGGCUCGUGACUAUGUCAAAGUGAAGAUUGAGCUGGCCUACCAGGUUGUUUUGAAAUGGCUUGUAUACUUUGGGAACAUAAUGUUUCUCUUAUCAAUGAUUUGGUGCAAUGAUGUUCUUGUGGGUAUUUUUGUGGGGUUUGCCGCUGCACUUUUGCUGCUUGGACUUUGUGGCACUGUCUUCUUGUGGUUUUAUGGAAGUUUUUGGACAACAGCUCUUGUAAUCAUCCUUGCAGGUAUAUCAUUCACAUUGAGCCAUGAACGCCUUGCACUUUUCAUAUCCUCACAAUCUAUGCCGUGUACAGUCAUUAAGAACAGCUUUGAGCAAUUCUGCAUAAGUUAUGCAAAUGAGAGGUUGCAGCAACAUUUCAACUAG